This is a messenger RNA of Haemorhous mexicanus (house finch), 1119 nucleotides long. RefSeq lists its product as uncharacterized. The record is from RefSeq and is a predicted model, not a curated record. Lineage: Eukaryota; Metazoa; Chordata; Aves; Passeriformes; Fringillidae. The transcript is spliced from 4 exons. Bases 1 to 1119 code for a protein of 372 amino acids.
AUGCAGAGCCGAUCUGUCCCUGCCCCCCGCAGCCGCACAGCGACAGAAAAUGGAACCGAGGGUUCCUCCGUGGGGACAAGGACCGGGAGAGAUCCCUCAGCAAAUCCGGCCAAAGAGGAGGAAGACAGCAGUGAGCUUCCCACUGUUCUGGGGGACGAUGGUGAACUUCCCUCAGAGCCAGGAGAUGACAGUGAGCUUCCUGCUGUUCUGGGAGAUGAGGGCGAACAUCCCGCGGUGUGGGAAUGCAACGGCGAGGCUCCCACACAGGGGGACAAGGACAGUGGACAUCUCCUCCCCCUGGUGUGCGACCAAAAUGACCAAGCUCCCACAGUGUGGGAUGAGGACAGAGGACAUCUCCCGUCCUGGGAUGAGGAUGGUGGAUGUCCCCUGGUGUGGGACGAGGAUGGCCAAGCUCCCAAGGCAUGGGAUGAGGACGUUGAAGAUCUCCCGGUGUGGAAUGAGGAUGGAGGAUAUCCUGUGUCUUGGGAAGAGAAGGAUGAACAUCUCCCAGCAUGGGAAGUGGACAGCGAACAUCUCCUGGCUUGGAAAGAUGAUGGAGAACGGGCAGCGUUUUGGGAAGAGGAUGGAGAAGCUGCAGAAUUUUGGGAAGAGGAUGAAGAACCUCCCUCCUCUGUGGGAUCCUGGGCUGAGCCUUCUGACAGCAGCACAGCCCUGCAGCCAGAGGGGAGAGGGGAGUGGUGCCUGAUGCAGCUGAGUACGUCUGCUCUGUCCCUGGGUGCCCGAGCAGGGCGCUGUGUGUGUGUCUCGGCAUCAGCUGCACCCGGGGUUGCUCUGCAGCUGAAUGUCACCGAGCCAUUUCUUGUCCUUCCCCAGCUGAGACCAAGGGGCUCACGGCCCCAGGGAGUGGGGCUGCGUUCUGGCUCUGCUGCAGGGCGGGCUCUCACUCUGGGAGGGAGCGUCUUCCACGUGGUUUCUUUCAGGGAACACCGUGAGCGAGGCGGAGCCUGCCGAGAAAUACCUGGAGCUGGAGCAGAUUGGCCAAGGGUGGCCAUAAAGAAAAUGAGUCUCCGAGGGCAGAACAGGGAACGAGCUGUGAAUGAGAUCCUGCUCCUGAAGGACAAGAAGAACCCCAACAUUGUCAACUCUUUGGACAGUUGA